Messenger RNA from Pangasianodon hypophthalmus (striped catfish), 4925 nucleotides. RefSeq names its product phosphatase and actin regulator 4b (gene phactr4b). Lineage: Eukaryota; Metazoa; Chordata; Actinopteri; Siluriformes; Pangasiidae. The transcript has 14 exons. The coding region runs from base 855 to 3443 and encodes 862 amino acids. Gene Ontology annotation, biological process: neural crest cell migration; actin cytoskeleton organization. Gene Ontology annotation, molecular function: actin binding. The record is from RefSeq and is a predicted model, not a curated record.
GAGUGGGUGGGGGUCAUCUAUGUAUGCCCCCACCCACCUGCCUCUUUCAGGAUCAGGGUGGAGUGUCAUUUCCUCCCUCUGUUUCCCAGGCUUCCCCCCCGUUCUGAGCCCUCUCAGACUCUCACAGCUAUUAGCACACAGCCCUAUAGCGCAGGAUGUGAAGUCGGCUCUCACCUCGCCACUCAAACGGACACCUUUAUCAACAAGCUGUGCCAUCUGAAUCUGGGUCUGCCUGAUCUGCUUUCUCCUGCGCACUCAGAUCAGAGCUGUGAGCAAUACUGAGUCCAUUAAGGUCCAUUAUCCAUGAGCAGGGAGCUUGGACAGCUCAGCUUCGUGUUCAAUAUGUCCAGACGAUCUGCUUAAUGACUCAGCCAACUGCCUGGUCAAGCUGCAUACUGCAGCGCUCGGUUGUUCCUUUUUCAGAGACACAGCGACCGGGAAUCCGUUCUGCCUCGUUCUCUGCGCGUUGUGAUGGAUGCCUGGUCAGUGGAUACUUAGUCUCAGCACUGUAACUGUCUUAUAUUUGGAUGGCUGCCUGUGUAGACUUGGAAUAUAUUGUACUGGAGGAUGAGAUCAGUGUGAGAGACUGCAUGUGUCAUUAUUGCUGCUUUAGCAGUGUGAUGUGGAUAUUGAGUAUGAGUUUCUGUAGAUUUCUCUCACACUAUCCCCUUCACAUGAGGACCUGGAGCUCCAGAUUUAAAAUAAACAACCUCUGCCAAGUCUGUCUGGUUUUUUAGCUCCAGAGGACUAUAGUUGGUCCCACCACAAGGACCGUUUAUGCGGCUUCUGACACCUCUGCUAUUUUGCAAAGGAUCUUCCAGAAAAGAAAGAAGUUGAAGUUUUCUUAGCUCCUCAUGGCCUGCUGCUUCCACACCCUUCGACAUGGCAGCUGGAGCCCAGAUGAUGAAAGCAGCCACCAGCACAACAGCACAGGGAGUGAAGGGGGCGAUAGCACUCCUCCCCCCAAGCGCAAGGGCAAGUUAUCUACGCUGGGCAAGAUCUUCAAACCGUGGAAAUGGAGGAAGAAGAAAAGCAGUGAGAAGUUUAAGGAAACUUCAGAAGUUUUGGAAAGAAAGAUGUCGAUGAGAAGACCACGGGAGGAACUGAUAGAGCAGGGAGUUCUGAAGGAGCUUCCUGAGAAUGAGGCAGACGAGGCACAUGGGUCCAAGCCCCUGUAUGUGAAGAAUGGCCACACGCUGCCUGUAGGGGGCACCAGUGGAAGUGGAAGUCGGGGUAUUGAGCCUGUUCGGCCUACAGCUGAUUUGCAAUUUAGGGUCAAUCCGGAGCGCAGGGGUCGUGACCCCUGUGAUGCAGAUCGACGGGCAAUGACUAGCCAGGAUGAGGGUUGGAGAGGCGGACGGGCUGCGGUAGAUGAGUGGAAGCCGAGUGUGGGCUGGCAGGGAGAGGAAAUAAAGCAUGGAGGCAGAAUCCACACAGACGCAGAGAGAAAGCCCGGUCUGAUCAAAGCCCCAUCAGAGGACGGCAGAAGAACUCGUCCUGAGGCCGACUGGAAGCCCAGCCUCCCCCGCCACUCAUCCGCUGAAGAGGGCAGAGGAAGAAGAGAAUCGGACAGCAGUCACUAUGUUCCCGACCCCGAGGCUCUGAGGGACACCCUGCGAGAACCGCUGCCCCCGAAGCAGUCCAUCAUGGCCCCCAAAUGGCUGAUGAGCUCCACCGCAGAGCCUGGCACUGAAGCCUUGCCCCACACACCCGUCCACAGCCCUGCAACCUCAUUCUCCUCCUCCUCUGUCUCCUCCAACUCUCCGUCGUCCUCCGUCUCCAGCGCAGCCACAAAGACCCUGCGGACUGCCUCAUCUGCUGGGGCCAGCGUGCCCCUGGCAUCCUCCUCCACCCAGUCCUCCACCCAAGGACCAGUGCCAUCACAGCCUGCGAGGCAGCCCCCUCUCCCUCCACCCAAACCAGUCAACCGCACCACCAACGCUGCCAUGCUGGCUUCCACCCUUCAAGGGGGUGACCCCUUUCCCCUCUACUGGUCCUGCUGGAAGCGUGAGGCUGACUAUGAUGUCUACCUGUCCCUGCCCGUGUACUUAUGCCGUCGGGCAGGAGGUGGGCGCACAGCUGAACUCACACAGGUUGUAGGAAGUGUCAACCCAGCUCCAGCUAAGCCGUCGCCGCCUAUGCCCCCCAAGAGAACCACGCCGGUCACAAAGCGCCACACUGAGAACUCCGCCCUUCCCAUCUCCUCCCUGCCCUCUAUACUCUCUCUUGAGGACAGGGCAAACAUCCCAGGAGGGUUCCCACUGCCCCCGCCUCCACCGUCCCCACCUCUCCCCACACACAUCCCACCCUCCCCUCCUCGAGGACACCCCCACCAGCUCCUCCACCAACACUCCUACCCUCAUCCUCUCCCCGAUCCACUGCCUGUCCAUUUUGACCCUCCUAGUCCGCAGGAAGAGCUGCCUACACGUCAAGCCCCAGUGCCCCUGCACAUCAUGAUCCAGCGGGCACUGAUCAGCCCCGGAGCUGCCCUCCCUCACCUGGACGCCUCCCACCGUGCCCACUCACUGCUGUUCGAAACCCCUCCAGAAUACCAAGGAUCUCGCCCGCUGCCGGUCACCAUCCAGCCUUUAAAAAUGGCUGAAGAUGACUACUCUGAUGAAGAAGAGGAGGAGGAAGAAGAGGAAGAAGAUGAAGAAGAGGAGGAGGAGGAGGAGGAGGAUGAAGAUGAGCCACCUCCUGAACACCUCCCUCCCCCUCAAACUCAGCCAGAGCUGGAGCCUCGCAGCCGCAGGUGCCUAGUGGGUGAUGUGAACAUCCGAAUCAUGCCAGAGGGAUCAGACAGCAGUGAGGAAGAGGAAAGAGAGGAAGAUCAGCAGGCUGAUGAGAGUGAUUCAGACGGCCCUGUGCUUUACAAAGAGGAGGAAUCAGAUGAAGAGGAAGACAGCCCACCUAGUAGUCUGGCCAGCAGGGUGAAGAGGAAGGACACUUUGGCUCUGAAGCUGAGCAGUCGGCCCUCAGCCCCAGACAGACAGGCUCCUGAGAGGCCGACCAGAAUGGAGUACACAGGUCUGUCAUGGCAGAGCAAAGAGCAGUGGGAGGCCAUCCGCACACAGAUUGGCACAGCACUUACACGACGACUGAGCCAGAGGCCCACUGCUGAGGAACUGGAACAGAGGAACAUUCUACAGCCCAAAAAUGAAGCUGAUCGACAGGCAGAAGUUCGGGAGAUCAAACGCAGACUCACCAGAAAGCUAAGUCAGAGGCCAACAGUUGCUGAGUUACAGGCCAGAAAGAUCCUGCGCUUCCACGAGUACGUGGAGGUCACACACGCUCAAGACUACGACCGUCGUGCUGACAAACCAUGGACCAAACUCACACCUGCAGACAAGGCUGCGAUCCGAAAGGAACUCAAUGAGUUCAAAAGCUCUGAGAUGGAAGUACAUGAAGAAAGUAGAAUUUAUACAAGGUUUCACCGUCCAUAACAUCUUCCACUGACUGGAAAGUGAAGCACUUGCGCAGUGGUGGCAGGGAGAGAAACUGUGUGUGUGUGUGUGUGUGUGUGUGUGUGUGUGUGUGUGUGUGUGUGUGUGUGUGUGUGUGUGUGUGUGUGUGUGUGUGUGUGGUAAAGGAGCUUCAGGGUGUUUGUGCUCCCUGACAAACUGCCCUUCAGUGAAUGUACUGUACAGAUACCUGGAACAAAUAGAGACCUUUUCCUCAGUCAUCUGCCCUUGUGUAAAUAUGACAGAUGGGAGGGCUGAGAACUGAACAAUUCAGUAUUUCUCCCUGAUGUUGGAGGGAGACAGACAUGUGCCAUCCAGAGCACUAAUGAAGGAGCCUCAGAAAUGGAUGUACAGUGUGUGUGUGCCAUCAGGAGAACAUCUCUCAGGAACCGAGAUCCCCUUUAGCAGCAUGGCUCUGCCCUCACAAGGGGAAAGGAAGGUCAAGAGUGACCAUUAUACUUACAUAUUCAGUUUCUUUCCUUUUAGGGAAAUGUAUAAACCAUAACGAAUAAUAAUAGUAUUAAGAGAUGAUGAUAAUAAAAUAAUUGUUAGAUUCUGAUGGUGGACUGAGCAGAGUUGUGUACAGAUGGACUUUGCAUGGACAAACAGGAAUAUUUGUGUAUGUGUGUAUAGUGUUGUAAUUUUCUCUUAGGCUGAACCUUUUAAAUUUAAUCAUUAGAAACUGUAAAGCACAAGGAUUUAUGCUGCAUUGUGACAUUUGUGUGAAAUGGCCAGGUUUAUUUAUGCCUCUCUUGCUUACAUUUGCCCUUCCUUUGCAGCUUAUUAUUAUUAGAAAAGAGGAAGGGGGAAGAAUGGCCUUUUCUUUAUUUUGGAGUGUUUUAGUCUUUGAACAUUUCACGUCAUGAUUUUAAUCUAAAAACGUAUAACUACGAUAUUUUUUAUGUUUUAAUCCCUUCUUACCACAUGGGGCUGAAUCAUUUCAAUUAAAGUACAAUAUCAAAAUCAUAUUUCUGAAAGUUAGGACUGCAUAUUUGUCUGAAUAAGAAUAAAUUAUAAUUAUUUAGACUUUUGAAUUGAAACUGAAGCCAGAGUGAACAGGCCAAGUACUGAUACAGCACUAUGAAUAAAGUUGUUGGGAUUUUUUUUUAUAGUGUAAUGAUUGCCAGGGGAAAUAUUUCAACUCGAAUAUUUGUUUUCUCCUUUUCUUCUUCCUUUUAAAUGUCUAUGGCCAGUAGAAUAAUAUAACUUGCUCUGCUGUACAGAUCAGUUAUUUAGAUUAAACUAACUGUUGUGUAUAUCUUGCCUUCCUUUAUUUGGAAUUGUAUUUUAAAUAUUAUAAAAGUAAUAUAGGUUGCUAUUUUUUUAAGCACAAAAUAUUAGUGUUUUAUCCAAUGCUUCGAAGCUUUUUGUUUUGGUUUUUAAUUUGAUUGUGCGAACAUUUAGGAACUGACAGUAUUUUGUUUAGAUGUUGCCUAUAAAUAUAAAUUAAAUGCUUACAAAUAG